Messenger RNA from Aspergillus mulundensis, 2727 nucleotides. RefSeq names its product PX domain-containing protein. NCBI's taxonomy places the organism in Eukaryota, Fungi, Ascomycota, Eurotiomycetes, Eurotiales, Aspergillaceae. Gene Ontology annotation, molecular function: phosphatidylinositol binding. The record is from RefSeq and is a predicted model, not a curated record. The transcript has 6 exons. The coding region runs from base 1 to 2727 and encodes 908 amino acids.
AUGCACGCGAGCAACGGAGUCGUUGAAUCGGCUACUCCUCAACAAGAUGGCGACUAUAAACCAAUCCUCACAGGGAAGCAAGAACAUUACCUUAAGCGCGAACUCAUCGCCCGCCAGGUUCAAAACGAAAUCUCCGAACUAAACUCCCCAACCGCCCUUCGUCGCUUCGGUGCCCCCUUCAAGUCGGAAUUCGGAGAGGUAGCGCCCAUCGAUUCUGAACUCCCCAUCCUUCGAUACAUCUUCGUUCACCAUGUUCGGAAUUUUCCGUUCUUAGACCAGGCUCGCGAGAAAGAAUUCUGGCAGGACAAGCUGCAAGUGUUUCUUGAAUCAUUCGCGAAUAAAAAUGUGUCGUCCUCCGAGGACCGGCUGGAAGAAACAAAGCGGAGAAAGUUGGCACGUAAAUGCGAGAAACUCGUUGAACUGAUGAUGGUUUCCGGCAUCCCUACCGCAUCGGGUUAUGAAGAGCGUAUCCAGUUCUCAGAGAUGGAGGUAGUUGACCGUGGUGCCAACGAAAAGGGGCUUCUUGUAAACAUGCCGGAAGGGAAUGCGAUCCACGGCUGGGACAUCAAUGUUGCUGGCGUACGGGUAACAUCCGUGCGGCGGACGGUCCGACACCAUAAACAUGCGGAAUUCAUCAUCCGCGUAAGACGAAACGGUCAGCCAGAUAUUUAUGUCGCUCGACGGUUUGGCGAGUUCGUCAAGCUGCAAAAGAGGUUGCAGACCGAAGUACCAGGAAGGGCGGUGCCGCCUCUUCCACGCAAAAAUAAAUCAUCAACAAGCUCAUCCCUCUGGGGUGGUAGCAGUGUGGAGGAUGAUGAGUCUUCCCUUUCAUCCGUCUCGACUCAGGAGAUGGGAACUCCAGAGGACGCGCGCUUAUCUCGCAAUAGUCUGGCUCCCUCGGACAUUAUUCAACGCACACGAUCAAGAUCAAGGAGCUCAGUGAGAAAGUCUCCCAGAUCAUCUGCGGAGGUUCCCAGGGAGGCUGUGCUCUAUCGAGAAGAGCAGCGAAUUUCGCUGCGCGCUUUUCUUCGCACAUUGUUGCAGCAUAAGCGGAUAGCCGAUUCCAAGGCUCUGGAAGAAUUUCUUACUGCGGAACCGUUUGUUCCUGGCCAAGAAGAGACCCGGGACAUGGAACAGCGGAAGGAAGUAGAUGCGAUCAGGAUAGAGGAGCAAAAGCGAUUCUACGAGAUCGCACGUCAACGCGCAGCGGAGCUGGACGUGUAUAUGGAGAAAUUUCGUCGAGACAUUGUAGAAAGCAAUGGGUUGACGAAGCUCUUUGCCGAGAUCCGAGAGAAACCGACCGUCGAAGAUUUGAGCCCUCAAUACCAGAAGUUCGCCGAAUGGCUGCGCAUUGAGGUUGCUGCUACUUUGUACCACCUUUUCCUGGCUGAAGACAAUUCGGCAGAGCUUUUUGCACAAGCCAAACGGAUUCACUCCCUGGUGCCUUAUACAUUAUUGAAGAAUGUGAUCCGCAUCGCCAACCCUGCUGCUGUAAUGACAGGGGUCUUGGACCUCUUCCUUGCCCAGCCUUUUGGCUCCCGGUCUCUACUGCAGCGGAUAUUCUCCAUGACGUUACACGACGGCAUCAAGGGAUUCCAGCGAUCCAUUGAUGCCAUGGCUGCCAAAGUUGACGAUCCUAUUAUUUCUCAGAAGCUGAAAGCGUUCACCGAGGCAGAUGAGUCUGUCAAGAAUGAGAUUCGCAUUGAGGCUGCGGAGGAUGACGUGGACGUUGCCGUGGCUAUUCUUCGGUCGGAAUAUAUCCCAUACGAGCUGACGACGGAGCAGAUUGGCAAGGUCUUUAAUUCAUAUGUUGCCUGGAACCAUGCCGUAGAGCAUGUGGACGAGGAGAUGCGAGAGGGCGCACGGUGGUUCGCCAAUGUGAAACAGUUGCUCAAACUAUAUACACGACAGGGAGAUAAAGCGAAAAUGCUCAGCAUCAUCGAAGAGCCGGUCACGCUUCAGCUCUUCCGCGAUCUUUUCACCAUCUUCUAUGAGCCACUUGUUCGAGUAUACAAGUCAGCGAAUGUCUACAACAGUAUCACAGACUUCGCCAAGUUUGCCGACGACGCAAUCAGUGUGAUUGAGAAGUAUCAAAGACAGGACAUCUCCGCGGACCCCAACCAGACGGUUCAAGCCUUUAUUGAUCUCUGUGAACGGCACCAGAGCAGUCUCUACAAGUUCGUCCACGAGGUACACCUUCAUGACAAUGGAUUGUUCGGGUCCCUGAUGGCAUGGAUUGAGGACAUUCUUCACUUCCUCCGCAGCGGCCCACCUGGUGGCAAGCUUGACAUGAAUGCUUUAUUCAGUGGCGCCAAGGAUAUGGGCCAGAUCAAUCAGGAUCUCGCGCGCGAGGAGAUUGACAAGCUCAUCAAAUGGCAUGAGGACCGCAAGGAGUGGCACCUCAACAAGACACGACAAAAGCUGGCCGCUGAAGGGACCGCUAGUUCUCCAUUCAAGACCAAAUUCAGAUCGAGCGACUUUGGUUUAGAUGAGGCGGAUCUCGAGCAUCUCGCUAUCUCAGACAAUGAUUCUGAGCCCUCUGAUGAUCUUGAAGCCGAAGACGAGGCAGAAGAGGUAGACCCGAUUGCCGUUGAACGGAAGCGGCGGUCCCGGCAACAGGACCACUUGCGCCGUACAGCCGGAGAGCCCGUCAAACCAGAAGUUCAUGAGAUCCUCAAGUUAUCCGACUCGUUUGGUGUUUUGCUUCGCCAGGUGCUGGCGGAUUAA